UUACCUACCCCCCAAUUCGAUAGCUUCGAAGCCGGGGAUUCCUCCCUUGCUUGCUCUGCCCUUCUCCGAUCAUGGAAUCGGCGUCGGCGGGCGCCUCCGCACCUGGAUACCCAGAUUCCGUCGACUCCUCGCCUCGAUCCCGCGGCGGCGACUCGUGGGACGAGCCGUUAUCGUCCACCGCCGCGGCCUCGUCGCGCAUCCGCGUCAUGUGCAGCUACGGCGGGCGCAUCCUCCCCCGCCCCACCGACAAGUCCCUCUGUUACCUAGGCGGCGAGACGCGCAUGGUCGUCAUCGACCGUCACGCCACCCUCACUGACCUUUCCGCCAAGCUUUCACGCGACCUCCUCGGCGGCACCCCCUUCACCCUCAAGUACCAGCUCCCCAACGAGGAUCUUGAUUCCCUCAUCUCCGUCUCCACUGACGAGGACCUCGAGAACAUGAUUGACGAGCUUGAUCGCAUCACCGCCGCCCCGGCCACUUCUGGAAGCGGCAGCGGCAGCGGCUCGAGGCGCUCCGCCCGCCUUCGUCUGUUUCUCUUCCCCUCAAAGUUUGAUUCGGCGCCUUCUUCUGCUAUCGGGUCACUGAUCGACGAGUCCAAGUCGGAGAGUUGGUUCGUCGAUGCUCUCAAUAGCGCGAUUCACAGCAUGGGCAUGGAGGAAAACCCUCGGGGUUCCACUGACUCCGCCUCAAUCAAUUGUCUUCUUGGCCUCGACGACGAUUCCUCCGUCCAUUCGCGCGGGGGCGGUAGACAACUGGAACCAGAGCGCCCCAUCCUCCCUCGUCCCGACUCCUCUGGUAGGCUCGGACGCCAUGGCCAAGAAGUCCAAUCUGUCCCCGGUUCGCCAAUGCUCGAUAAGGCUUCUUCCUUCGGAUCUACCUCAUCUGCUCCCCUCUCCAAUCUUCCACCCAUCCCCGUUCCUUCCAUCGAUCGGGCCACCGAGCACCAGGAUGAUCACUCCUCCCGCAUGAAUCAAUCACCCGUCUCCGCCUCCAAGCAAAGGGCCGAAGAGGUUUUCAAAGAUGCAGGCCAUGCUCCUCCUCCUCGCCAGUUUCCGUCCAUCCCUCUCCCGGUCGUCUCUGCUUCAUCUCCCGUGAUCUCCCCAACCGAAAACCCGAAUAGAGAAUUCUCCGACGAUGAUAGGCCUGAUCAAGGAGACUUCAGGAAGCCGACGCAGCUUCCGACGCCCACCCAAAACAAUGACUUCACUCGUGGUCCAGCGUCAAGGGUCAUGAACUCAAAUCCAAACUCAGAACCUAAGAUCCCUUAUGACGCUGGCUAUUAUGUAUCACCGCCAGUCUCUGAAUUACCAGCUUAUGAGAGGCCUUCAAUGCAACCAGAGCAACUACAGCAGCAACAGCCCCAUAUCCAUAUUCAUCAACAGCAUCCACAAUUUAUGCCGGCGAAUACUCAUUACAUGCAUCAAACAGCAACUGGAACCGUUCUCUCGAUGCCCCCCUACUACUCUAUUGCCAGCCACUCAAUGCAGCAAGCACCACAAGUCCAUUCACUUGAUCCCCAGAUUCCGGUGUUCUACAUGCCUGUUCACCAUACCACACCUUACAAUUUGGCAGCAGUUCAGCCCAAUUUAACAGAUCCAAAUACUUUACCAUCUCUAGGAAAGCCAUCAGCGCCUGUCCAAGGAGUUCCAACAAGGCCUGGAAUUCCAGCGACUGCAUAUGGAACGGCAGCAAUUGGCCCUGCAUCUGCACCUUCUGCACUGCAACCCCAAUUAGUCCAUGUUGCAGGCAAUCAAUCCCACCCUUAUGCUGGAGCAGGGUAUCAUGUCGUGCAGCAUCCUCACUUAUCUCAGACCCCUGCAACAAUGGCUAAUUAUAGCUACGAAAUGCCCGCUGCCACUGGCCAUCCUCAGCUGUACCACUCUCUGGCGGCCUCCCAACCAGCGUUACCCCGGCAGUAUCAGACACCCAGCUCCACAGUUGUGAUUCAUGAAGGAGUAGAUGCAAACACAUCAAAAUCACCAUGAAUCCAUGAUCACUGUCACUAUUCAAUGGAGGGAAACAAAGAUCUUUCUUUUUCAAUUGCAAAAGGCGAGUAGGCCUUCCAACAUUAUUCGCCAGUCUCGUUACUUAUAAAUCCUAAUUCGAUAUGUAGUCUUAUGUUUGGCUCGUUGGCAUUGUUCUUUGUGUAUUGUCUAUUGUGAUAGGAUUGAGGUGGAUACACGUUGCUUGUGUAUACACUCUAUUAUGGUUUCAGGAUUCAUUCAUGGGUAAGGGACCAUUAUAAUCUAGCGCAUAUGUUAUAUGUUAAUGUAUUAGAAUAAAGUUAUCCGAUAUAUGAAUGGCCGCUUGUUCGAAUACGUU
Messenger RNA from Zingiber officinale, 2322 nucleotides. Its product is annotated as histone-lysine N-methyltransferase 2D-like. Bases 72 to 1985 code for a protein of 637 amino acids. Gene Ontology annotation, molecular function: protein binding. The record is from RefSeq and is a predicted model, not a curated record. The transcript has 2 exons. NCBI's taxonomy places the organism in Eukaryota, Viridiplantae, Streptophyta, Magnoliopsida, Zingiberales, Zingiberaceae.